Molecule: messenger RNA, 975 nt
Organism: Colletotrichum phormii
Lineage: Eukaryota; Fungi; Ascomycota; Sordariomycetes; Glomerellales; Glomerellaceae
Exons: 5
Coding region: 1-975 (324 amino acids)
Source: RefSeq, a predicted model, not a curated record
AUGUCAACCAUCUUCCUCGCCCUACGAGUCUAUAGCCGACUUCGAAACACCGGGAUCGGGCUCCAAGCAGACGACUGGACAUCGGCAAGCGUGUCCUGGUUGAUGGCUGUCUUUCUUAUUCGAGGAAACUUGCUGAAGAUCACCAUCGCCCGAAUACAUCACAACCUCCAAUCUGUCGCUCUGGGUUUGACAAAGACAUCGUUUGGAAUCACGCUGCUGAGGUUGAUGCCCGGAGGCUGGGAAGCGAAGCUCGUCUGGGGCGUCAUCGUUACUAUGAACCUGCAGUUUGCGAUCCACAUCAUCGCGUCGUGCUGGCGGGUAGACCAGUCGGUAAUAUUCAGUGUCUUCAGUGCAUUAUACUCAGCUGUUUGCGACGUGGUUCUUGCUCUUUUGCCGUGGAAGAUGAUCUUCAACCUACAAAUGAAACAAUCGGAGAGAAGUUGCUUGGCCAUGGCUUUGAGCAUGGGGAUCCUAGCAGGUGUUACAGGGGUAAUGAAAGCUGUUCACGGCUACGUGUUGAUCAACGUGAGAUCUCCUGAUUAUCUGUACAACCAAGCAGUCUACUGGGUCUGGUCCAUGGCCGAACCAAACGUCACCAUCAUUUCAGCAUCUAUACCUGUUCUUCGCGGUUUCGUUCGCCAGGUCCGAAAACGAACAGAGUCAUCCCCGGGAGCUGGGGCAUACAUCAAGACGGGGGAUGCAAGUGGCAGAUUCUACAAUCAGAGCACUGUGACGGCUACAAGAGCAGAGCCAAGAGAGCACGAUGCAUCCAGUGACAGCAGCAUCCUGGUUUCAGGGCAGCAAGGAAGCAGUACUGGUGGAAGAGGCGGCAUCACAUGGACCACUGAGGUGAGCGUCGAGUACGCACCUCGACCUCAGACUGAACAUCGUAAUGAAGCAGCUGACAAGAAUGCUCCUACAGGCGUGUCUGAGUUCGAGAUGAAGCCUAGAGACCGUCGGAAAGGUAGCACAUAG